AUGUCAGACAAGAUCGAUGAGGUCGGCGGUCCUAGGAUCAGCCAGGAUGAAAACCCCAAGAGCGAACAACAAGCGUUCGACCCGAUACUCGAGAAAAAGGUAAUUCGCAAGGUUGACCGAAAUCUUGUCCCGAUCCUCUUCCUGCUCUUCCUCUGCGCAUUCAUAGAUCGAAUCAACAUCGGUAAUGCUCGAAUCCAAGGCUUGGAAGCCGACCUCAAUAUGUCGGGCGAAGACUAUAACAUCGCGCUAUUCACCUUCUUCAUUCUCUACAUCCUCCUCGAAGUACCUUGCAAUAUCUUACUCAAGAAUAUGCGACCGUCGCUGUUUCUCUCGGCUAUCAUGACAGCUUGGGGUAUCGUCACAAUCUGCCAAGGGCUCACCCAGUCGUUCGCUGGGCUGAUUGCAUGCCGCGUUAUAAUCGGUGGUCUUGAGGCUGGCUUCUUUCCGGCAUGUGUGUACCUCCUCAGCAUGUAUUACUGCCGACACGAGUUGCAGUGGCGCUUCAACCUCUUCUUCUCCGCCAGUAUCGUCGCUGGUGCAUUUAGUGGUUUGUUGGCUUAUGCUAUCGCUCACAUGGACGGGAUUGCUGGAUAUGGUGGUUGGAGAUGGAUUUUCAUUAUCGAAGGUGCCGCUACCGUUGCCAUCGCAAUCUGGAGCUACUGGAUGAUUCCAGACUGGCCCGAGACUGCGAAAUUUCUCAACGAUGAUGAACGAGCGCUGCUUGUUGACCGUCUUGCAGCGGAUAAAAAGGAUACUCACAUGAAUACAUGGGAUAAGAAAACAGCCAAGAGAAUUUUCUCAGAUGUCAAGAUUUAUCUCGGUAUCUUGAUGUACAUGGGUAUUGUCACUACCAGCUACUCCGGCUCCUUCUUCACCCCAACUAUCCUCAGACAGCUCGGAUGGACGUCUAUUCGAGCUCAAAUCAUGUCGAUCCCUAUCUUUCUGUUUGCAACCGUGUGUGCACUUGUUUCCGCCAUCGCGAGCGACAAGACAAAGCACCGCUCGGGCUUUAUCCUUGGAGGCUGCCUUUUCACGACCGUUGGAUAUGUGAUUCUGCUCAACAUGAUGUCUGUCAGUGUCGCCAUACGAUACAUGGCCCUCUUCUUCAUCGUCGGUGGUGGGUAUAUCGCCCAGCCAAUCGUGUUGGUCUGGGUGAGCAACAACAUGGCAGGUCAUUACAAAUUGGGUGUAGCUUCUGCAAUGCAAAUUGGUUUCGGUAAUAUUGGUGGAAUUAUCGCUAGCAAUAUCUUCGUCACAACUCAAGCGCCCACAUAUCCUCUAGGAUUUGGUUUAGUGCACAUUCACCAGAAGAAAUACGACACUUCACCCCACUUCAAUCCUUCUCCUUCUUUUUUUCGUAUUAGCGGUCUUGCUUCAAUGGAUCCUCUAUCCGUCUCGGCGUCCGUUGUAGGACUCUUAGGCGCCGGAGCCAAAAUCACAUCUUGUCUCUGGACAUUCGCGACCAACGCUAGAGACGCCCCUCAACUUGCACGUCAUCUUGUCUUUGAAGUAGCCGAUAUCACAGCCGCGCUUGGAUCGCUUCAGGCCUACGUUUGCGGACAAGCUCAAGCCCCCGGGGAACGAGGGGCAUUGAUUCUGUUGGAACAUGUUCUUACUACACUGACAGGAUGUGUUACUACGUUCUCGGAUCUCCAGAGCCUUAUGGACCAGCUGAAUCUAAGCCCUGAAAUGGGGACUAUUGAUAAAAUGAAGUGGGCUCGACAAGAGUCCAAUAUAGCUGCUGUUGUCCAGCGACUCCAAAAUCACAAGUCGUCGUUGACGUUGAUGUUGACCGUUUUACAGUGGUGA
Molecule: messenger RNA, 1809 nt
Organism: Fusarium subglutinans
Lineage: Eukaryota; Fungi; Ascomycota; Sordariomycetes; Hypocreales; Nectriaceae
Product: nicotinamide mononucleotide permease
Exons: 5
Coding region: 1-1809 (602 amino acids)
Biological process (GO): transmembrane transport
Cellular component (GO): membrane
Molecular function (GO): transmembrane transporter activity
Source: RefSeq, a predicted model, not a curated record